Molecule: messenger RNA, 3009 nt
Organism: Caenorhabditis briggsae
Lineage: Eukaryota; Metazoa; Nematoda; Chromadorea; Rhabditida; Rhabditidae
Gene: Cbr-ugt-50
Product: Protein CBR-UGT-50
Exons: 20
Coding region: 1-3009 (1002 amino acids)
Molecular function (GO): UDP-glycosyltransferase activity
Source: RefSeq, a predicted model, not a curated record
AUGAGAGUACUUCUCUAUUGUUUCGCGGUUAUUCUACUUGAAUGCUUCAUUGUGGGCUCUGCGAAAAUUCUAGUCUAUUGUCCAUCCAUUAGCAAAAGCCACGUAAUUCUGUGUGCUAAGUAUGCCGACGUUUUACACAAUGCUGCACAUGACACGGUGCUAUUUAUCCCUUCCUACUCAUCUGCGCUGAACAACUUUGACGGUGCGAAACAUGCCAACGUAUGGAGACUUCACAACGUCACCCAUGCGUACGACGCCAAGUUGGAUUCGUUGGCCAACGUGAUGGAAGACUCGCAUAUUGGAUUCCUGGAUCGUCUCACUUAUGAUGUCGACUUCUGGAUGGAAAUGUGUGAAGAUCUUGCAAGACAACACCAUCGAAUGCAACAUCUUAUCGACUAUGGAUUUGAUCUUGCCCUCUUCAACGACAUCGACCCUUGCAACUCGGCUAUUAUAAGGUCUCUCAACAUCUCCAAGACGGUGCUACUCUCCAGCGAGGCCAUCAUGGACAAGAUUGCAUGGGACCUAGGACUACCCAUGCUGCCGUCCUAUGUGCCCAGUAUAGAGGAGAACCCAAACCACGAUCGUAUGAACUUCUUGGAGCGGAUGUCCAAUGCAUAUAAAUAUUUUCAAUCCCUUGUUGUCCAUUAUCUCCAAGAAAGACGUGUUCUUCAUAUAUUCCGGAAAUAUAUUGCUGAUGAUUUCCCACCAAUCAUGGAAAUGCUCAAAAAUGUAUCGCUCGUGUUUGUCAAUACAGAUGAGACUUUCGACAUUGCACGAUCUUAUUCACAGAAGUUUGUUUACGUCGGAAUGCUUGGCGCCGAGAAUUCUGCAAAUGAAACACUUCCAAAAAAGCUUGAUGAGUAUUUUAGCAAAGGGAAAGCAGGAUCCAUAUUUGUCUCGUUUGGUACUGUUACACCAUUUCGUGCAUUAACACAACAGGUUCAACAAUCAGUUUACAAUGCAGUUCAAAAACUUCCACAUUAUCACUUUGUCAUCAAAACUGCUCUCGACGACAUUAGUACAGCUGAAUUAUUUGCUGAUGUUCCGAAUGUUGAUCUGGUGGAUUGGGUCCCACAAUCUGCAAUACUAAAUCACCCGAAUCUUAAAGUGUUCGUAUCUCAUGGAGGAAUGAAUAGUGUUCUUGAAACUAUGUACCAUGGAAUACCAAUGGUUAUCAUGCCAGUGUUUACGGAUCAAUUUAGAAAUGGGAAGAAUGUAGAACGUCGGGGAGCUGGAAAAAUGGUUCUUCGUCAUCUGGUAGUUAAUGAAACAUUUUUCGAUGUUAUAAAUGAGGUUUUGACAGACGAGAGUUACACAACAUGUGCCAAACGAGUAUCGAAGUUGAUGAAAAGUCGUCCAUUUACUUCAGAGGAACGAGUGACAAAGUGGGUUGAUUACGUACUAGAUCAUGAAACUUCUGAGCAUUUCAACCUGGAAAUCAAUAAUCUGACUCUCAUUCAGCAAUAUUAUAUUGAUAUUCUAUUUGUUUACACUAUUCUUCCAUUGUUCUCACUUGCAAAAAUCCUGACAUAUUGUCCUUCGAUCAGCAAGAGCCACGUUUUGGUCUGUGCUAAAUAUGCCGAUGCUUUACAUAAUGCUGGACACGACUCGGUGCUGUUCAUACCUACUUACGCAGAAGCUCUAAACACCUUUGACGGUGCAAAACAUGCUAAAGUAUGGAGGAUGCUUAAUGUUACCGCUGCAUACGACACCAAGUUCGAUUCGUAUGCCAGUAUCAUGGAAGACACUCAUAUUGGAUUUCUUGAUCGCAUGUUAAACGAUGUUUACUUCUGGAUGGACAUGUGUGAAGACAUCCUCAAACAAUUUCAUCGUUUACAAUACCUAGCCGAUUACAAAUUCGAUAUUGGAAUCUUCAACGACGUGGACCCUUGUAAUCCGGCAAUAGUAAAAGCUCUCAACAUAUCAAAGACAAUUUUAUUGUCCACGGAGCCUCUUAUGGAUAAGAUCGCUUGGGAUCUAGGACUACCAAUUCUACCAUCUUACGUUCCCAGUAUGGAAGAAAAUCCAAACCACGAUCGAAUGGGAUUUUUUGAGCGAAUGUCCAAUGCGUAUAAAUAUUUCCAAUCAAUUGUUAUUCAUUAUCUGCAAGACUGGAAAAUGGCCAAUCUUUUCCGAAAUUACAUUUCUCCGGAUUUCCCAUCAAUUAUGGAAAUCAUCCGGAACGUAUCAGUGGUUUUUGUCAAUACGGAUGAAAUGUUUGACAUAACAAGAUCGUAUUCUCAGAAAUUCGUUUUUGUCGGAAUGCUUGAAGCCGAAAAAUCAAAGAAUGAAACACUUCCCGAGAAGCUGAACGAAUAUUUUAGCAAAGGCAAAUUAGGAUCUGUUUUUGUUUCCUUUGGAACUGUGACUCCGUUCCGUGUCCUACCCGAGCGAAUUCAACUAUCAGUUUUUAAUGCGAUUCAAAAACUGCCUGAUUAUCAUUUUGUGGUCAAAACUGUCAUUGAUGAUACCACUACCGCUGAACUGUUCGCUGGCGUACCAAAUGUUGAUCUAGUGAACUGGGUACCACAAACUGCUAUAUUAAAUCACCCUAACCUGAAAAUGUUUGUUUCUCAUGGAGGAAUGAAUAGCGUGCUGGAAACAAUGCAUCAUGGAAUACCAAUGGUUAUCAUGCCAGUGUUUACGGAUCAGUUUAGAAAUGGGAAGAAUGUCGAACGUCGUGGAGCUGGAAAGAUGGUUCUACGGCAAACAGUUGCUAAUGAAACUUUCUAUGAAACCAUGAACGAAGUUCUCACAGAUGAGAGAUACACAAAAGGUGCUAAACGGACGUCACAACUAAUGAAAAAUCGGCCGUUCACUCCAGAAGAAAGAGUCUCUAAAUGGGUUGAUUUUAUAAUGACCCAUGAUACAUCAGAGCAGUUUCAUUUGGAGAGCAAUAGUUUCACAUUCAUCGAGCAUAAUCAGCUAGAUAUUUUCUUUGUUUUUAUCCUCCUUCCUUUAAUCACUUUUUUUGUUUACAGACGGUUUCUCAAAAGAAAGGUAAAUUGA